Messenger RNA from Lepisosteus oculatus (spotted gar), 3281 nucleotides. It is a transcript of the gene nlgn3a, whose product is annotated as neuroligin 3a. The record is from RefSeq and is a predicted model, not a curated record. Gene Ontology annotation, molecular function: neurexin family protein binding; signaling receptor activity. Gene Ontology annotation, cellular component: synapse; plasma membrane; cell surface. Lineage: Eukaryota; Metazoa; Chordata; Actinopteri; Semionotiformes; Lepisosteidae. Gene Ontology annotation, biological process: synaptic vesicle endocytosis; neuron cell-cell adhesion; modulation of chemical synaptic transmission.
CCGAGCUGCGCGCACACACACUGGGACCUCACGGAUGGGCAAGACAGGGCAUGCAUCACUACGGAGGAUUGUACCCGGAGAUUAAAAAAAGGAGGAAUGGGGGAUAUGAUAGUUCGCCAAAGCAGCACAGGAUAAGCGGUCUGGUUCUUGGAUCGGGAAGAGUCGACGGUGGAAGAAGACCAGGCUUCAGUCAACGGGAAGCUCUUUCUUUCCCUGAUCUGCUGUCUCCGCUCCCCUGCGUACCGUCCUGUGAAUGGUUCCAGGAGAUCCGGAUUCCAUGACUGAGAGGAGGCGACAGUAGGAAAAGAGGGGGGGCCCGGUGUGUGUAUGUUGGUGUUUCGUAGCGGCGGUCUUUGAUGCGGACAAUGUGGUUCGCAACCAGGAGAAGCCGUCCACUUUCAUGGUUACGGGAUUGGCGCCGGGUGACAGCUGGCUCGUGCCGCGGCACGACCCUGUGGAUAUUGAGUUUCUGGUUGUCCCUUGCGGCGGUUGAGGGCCAGAACUUCAACCCCACCGUGAACACGCAAUAUGGGAAGCUGCGAGGUGUGAGGGUUCCUCUGCCGAGUGAAAUCCUAGGACCUGUGGACCAGUACUUGGGAGUCCCUUAUGCUGCCUCUCCUGUAGGGGAAAAAAGGUUCAUGCCCCCCGAACCUCCAUCCUCCUGGUCGGGUAUUAGGAACACCACCCAUUUUGCACCUGUUUGCCCACAGAAUAUUCACAAUGCUGUCCCGGAGAUCAUGAUGCCCAUAUGGUUCACCUUUAACCUGGAUAUAGUUGCCACAUACAUACAGGAUCAAAAUGAAGAUUGCUUGUAUUUAAACAUCUAUGUUCCAACUGAGGAUGUAAAAAGAAUAUCCAAGGAAUGUGCCAGAAAACCCAACAAGAAAAUAUGUAGGAAAGGAGGGACCCACGCCAAGAAACAGGGCGAGGAUUUGUCCGAUAAUGACGGUGAUGAAGAUGAAGACAUCCGAGACACUGGCGCCAAACCCGUGAUGGUCUUCAUCCACGGAGGCUCCUACAUGGAGGGAACCGGGAACAUGAUUGACGGGAGCGUUCUGGCCAGCUAUGGCAACGUCAUUGUCAUCACACUCAACUACAGAGUCGGGGUCCUGGGUUUCCUCAGCACCGGCGAUCAGGCAGCGAAGGGGAAUUACGGACUGCUGGACCAGAUCCAGGCACUGCGCUGGAUCAGCGAGAACAUCGGCUACUUCGGAGGAGAUUCCAACCGGAUCACGGUGUUCGGAUCUGGGAUCGGGGCCUCGUGCGUCAGCCUUCUCACGCUAUCCCAUCAUUCGGAAGGGCUGUUCCACAGAGCUAUCAUCCAGAGCGGUUCUGCUCUGUCCAGCUGGGCAGUGAACUACCAGCCUGUGAAGUACACCCGUCUGCUGGCCGAGAAGGUGGGCUGCAACGUGCUGGACACACUGGACAUGGUGGACUGCCUGCGCAAGAAGAGCGCCCGGGAGCUGGUGGAGCAGGACAUCCAGCCGGCCCGCUACCAUGUAGCCUUUGGGCCCGUCAUUGACGGCGACGUCAUCCCCGACGACCCCGAGAUACUGAUGGAGCAGGGCGAGUUCCUGAACUACGACAUCAUGCUGGGCGUCAACCAGGGCGAGGGGCUGCGGUUCGUGGAGAACGUGGUCGACUCCGAGGACGGCGUGUCCGGCAACGACUUCGACUUCUCCGUCUCCGACUUCGUGGACAGCCUGUACGGCUACCCGGAGGGCAAGGACACUCUGAGGGAGACCAUCAAGUUCAUGUACACGGACUGGGCCGACCGCGAGAACCCCGAAACUCGCCGCAAGACCCUGGUGGCCCUGUUCACCGAUCACCAGUGGGUGGAGCCGGCGGUGGUGACGGCCGACCUGCACGCCCGUUACGGCUCGCCCACUUACUUCUACGCCUUCUACCACCACUGCCAGAGCCUAAUGAAGCCCACCUGGUCUGACGCCGCCCACGGAGAUGAGGUGCCCUACGUGUUCGGCAUCCCCAUGAUCGGCCCCACCGACCUCUUCCCCUGCAACUUCUCCAAGAACGACGUGAUGCUCAGCGCUGUUGUCAUGACCUACUGGACCAACUUCGCCAAAACUGGGGACCCCAACAAGCCGGUGCCCCAGGACACCAAAUUUAUCCACACAAAGGCCAACCGCUUCGAGGAGGUGGCGUGGUCCAAGUACAACCCCCAGGACCAGCUGUACCUCCACAUCGGCCUGAAGCCCCGCGUCAGGGACCACUACCGCGCCACGAAGGUGGCCUUCUGGAAGCACCUGGUGCCCCACCUGUACAACCUGCACGACAUGUUCCAUUACACCUCCACCACCACGAAGGUGCCCCCGCCCGAGACCACCCAGAACUCCUUCGCCACCAAGAGGCCCAACGGCAAGCCCUGGCCCUUCAACACCAAGCGGCCGCCCAUGUCCCCGGCCUACAACAGCGAGAACGCCAAGGAGAAGUGGAACGGCGAGGAGGAGAGCGGCCCGCUGGUGGUGGAGAACCCGCGCGACUACUCCACGGAGCUGAGCGUCACCAUCGCCGUGGGCGCCUCGCUGCUCUUCCUCAACGUGCUGGCCUUCGCCGCCCUCUACUACCGCAAGGACAAGCGGCGCCAGGACUCCCACCGGCAGCCCAGCCCGCAGCGCAGCGCCAACGCCAACGACAUCGCCCACGCGCCCGAGGAGGAGAUCAUGUCGCUGCAGAUGAACCAGACCCACCACGAGUGCGAGGGCGUGCCCCCGCACGACCCGCUGCGCAUGGCCUCCCUGCCCGACUACGCGCUCACCCUGCGCCGCUCGCCCGACGACAUCCCCCUCAUGACGCCCAACACCAUCACCAUGAUCCCCAACUCGCUGGUGGGCAUGCAGAACCUGCACCCCUACAACACCUUCACGGCCGGCUUCAACAGCACCGGGCUGCCUCACUCACACUCCACCACCCGCGUAUAGCUUUAACCCCCAGGCCAGAGGGAGGGGGGCAGAGGGGGGAGACAAGGAAGGAAGGGGGAGGGGGGAGGGUGGGGGCUAAGAUUUCCUUUUUAUAAAUAACGCGGGAUAGGAGGAGAACGUCGAAAGACACGACAGACUCUUCCAACAAGAAACACGUUGGUUUUAAUACGGCAAGGCCCGGAAGCCCUGGAUGUCAGUAUGGUGCCGAACUGCCAAAACAGAACAGCCUCUCGCCUCUCGCAGGAGGAGAGGCUUUCCACGACACUUGUUUUCUAUUUUCAAAGAACAACAACAACAAAAAAAGCCUUUUAAGCAGACUGGAAAAUUAAGAAAUGAACAAUU